Aureobasidium namibiae CBS 147.97 is the source of this 2490-nucleotide messenger RNA. RefSeq lists its product as uncharacterized. The record is from RefSeq and is a predicted model, not a curated record. The transcript is spliced from 2 exons. Bases 1 to 2490 code for a protein of 829 amino acids. Lineage: Eukaryota; Fungi; Ascomycota; Dothideomycetes; Dothideales; Saccotheciaceae.
AUGGCUACCACUCUUCAACCUUCCUUCGGCCUACAACAGCCUGAAGAUUCCAUGGAAAUCUCAUCCGAGUACGGCAACAACAUGGACGCCGACAUCGAUAUUGAUCUCGAUGCCCCCGACGCCAUCGACACAAACAUGCAGUCUUUCCAGGUAGACGACCACCAAAUGCAAGAAGACCCUAGAUCCGACCGCCCAGACGAUCUUCUCAUGAUCGAUGACUCUAAUCUCGACGACACCGACCGUAUGAUGCAAGACGACGCUCCGCUUCCACAUGAGCAAGACGAAGAAUUACUAGACUUCAGCGAAGACGAAGAAGAUGUCCCUAUGAACCCUGCAGAGCCUAGUCAGGCCGACAACAUCUUCCUUGUCGCCCAAUCUGAAGCGCCUGCUCAGCAACCUGUAAUCAUCGAGGAACCUGUCGAACUUGUACAGUCUGACAUGGCCUCCGAGCUCUUGUCUGAAGGCGUCCAACCCGUCAACGUUGAAGUCCCACAAUCAGAAGACGUCUCUGAACAGCCUCGUGUUGAACAUGCCGAGAUGCAGGAGCCUGUGCCUGACCAGACCGUGACCAACGAAGACUCCCAACCGCCCGCUGACACAUCACUCGACCAAGUCGCAGUGUCAGCGCCUGAGCCUGAGUCUAAAAAAGUGACACAGCCUUCAUCUCUCGCGAAUAUCGCCGAACAGUCUGAGAUACAUGUUGAGGAGCCUGUCAUAGAGUCUACCGAGAUCCCUAGCGCAAACGACGAGAUUCUAGAAGAGAGUGCACAAGUUGUACAACAACACACGACACAAGAGCAGCACUCAGAACAAGGUAAAGAUAAUAACACCACUGGCGCUGCCCAGGAACAUGAUGAACCAUCCACUAAACGCACCUUGACUCGUCAAGAGACCGAUCUCUCGAACUACACCGUCCCUGAUGAUUACUCUCGCGAGAGGCAAGUCAACUCGCCUACCGUGACCGGCCUGCACCCCACCGUCGUUGAGUACAACGACCAUGAGGUUUACCUCUUCCCCUCAAGAGAUCCUGCUGUGCCUGAGCAGUAUUUACUGCAGAACGAGAACCUCGUGACCACUAGUCUCGGCGAUUUGCUUCAAGCUUGUCGCACUGCUCUUGGUGAUGGUAUCAGCGAAGACGAAGAGCUGGUUCUGGGUGUAGAGGAGUUGGACCUCUAUGUGAGCGAAGACUCGACACCCGCAUUCUCUACCAGCUUUUCCGAGUUGCUUGACAUAUAUCUGCAGUUGCACAAGCUUGAUGGCAACGACAACCCUCCCCCGUUCCGUGUGUCUUUGACGACCAAAAUUAGAUUUAGCAACCGCUUGGCUUCGAUCACUGAAGCCAUCUCGGAAGGCAAAGGAUUCUCACAGCUUCCCUUCUUGCAGUAUUACGACUAUGAUGUUCCCACUGAGUUGCCCGAGGAGGACUUUGACGAUGAUUUCGAUGAGCUCGCGAAGCUUGAGGAACCGCAGCAAACGCUUGAAGAGGGUGCUACUACUGUUGAAAGCGCACAAGAUGCCGCUGAGGAUGAGCAAGCCGCUAAUGAUACAUCUGCUCCUCAAGCUGAAGAGCAACAACCUGAGCCAAUUGGCUCCGCCCAAGAGGGUGAGUAUGAAGACGAAACAUUGGCCCAGCACGAUGUGCCCGCCGAUGCUGCCGACCAGUCUGAGUACAUUCAGGACGACACUCAGUACUUUGAUGCUCAAGGCGGCGAGUCUGAGCUGCUGGAUGAAAGUCACGUAGAUCAAGAAGACGUUGCUCAUGCUGAAGCUCAGUCCACCACUGGCAAUGUCGAGACCGCGGUCGGGGAUGAAAGUCACCAUGAUGACCAGAAUGCCGAAGAAAAUGCACACGCCGAAGACGCCUCUGAGCGUGCCGAGCACGAAGCAAACCCCGAGCAGCCUGUUGAAGAACAACAGGAGUACGAACCAGAAGGCGAAGAGCACGAAUUUGGCCACGGCGAGUUCUUUGACGAAGAUUACGAGUACCAAGAUGGUGAAGUACACGAAGAAGAAGGUGCUCACGCCGCCGAGGAAGAAGCAGCCAACGACGAUGGUCACCACGAAGAGGAGCAAGAGUUCGAAGCUUCUGCCAUUGAAGAACAAGAUGACAACGUGUCGCCUUCGUCUGGAGAGACUCUUCACGGCGAUCAGCUUGAAGUUGGUCAGAAUGAUGAACAAGCUACCCAGCAGAACCACAGCAGUGCUGAACAGUCCGCCGAUAAUGCUGUUGGUGAUGCAAAACAUGACAGUGGCUCAGUUGAUGGAGCUGUUGGCGAGGACAAGGUCAAGCGCCAGUCAAUCGCCGUCGAGGAUGAUGCAUAUGACGAGAUCAACUUCGAUGACGAAGACAGCUACGACGGCGAUGGCACUGAACUUGAGCCAGUACUCACAAACACGUCAAGCAAGGCAUCUCCUGGGGCCAAGCGUUCGUUCUCGGAGCUUGACCAAGUGGACGAUGAGCAAGACAGCAAGAAGGCUCGUGCCUCAUGA